AUGAACGUGGUGCCUGAACAGACAGCACACGGCAACUGGAGUACCUACCCAAAAGUCUCUAUGUCUGGGUUCGGCACUUGCAGCAUCGUGGUAGUGUACAACAAACACGGCUUCCUGGCAUCUAACAUUUCCGCCGGGACUGACUUGGAGAAGGAUGCCAUGAACAAGCUCUGCACGACCUAUCCAAGCAUCAAGAGCACAGUGUUUGGAAACCAGCAGGUCAAAGUGUUGAUUCUGUGCGAGCAAAUGAAUAUAGCAAAAGGGGGCUUGAUGAGGAGUGCCGUGGAAAAAAUCCUGCCAACUGAGACCGUCGUGAGGUAUUAUGAUGCCGCAUCGUUCUUAGGAACAUCAUCUAUGACGCCGGGUUGUGAAUUCUCCAUUGGGCCAGGUGUUAAUGGGUUCAGUGCUGUCCUGAAGGGUGCCAAUGGAAAGUCGGCUAAGCCUUUGAGUGAGCCCACGGGCAUUUUGAAAUGUCCCUAG
Messenger RNA from Penicillium canescens, 480 nucleotides. RefSeq lists its product as uncharacterized. The record is from RefSeq and is a predicted model, not a curated record. The transcript has a single exon. The coding region runs from base 1 to 480 and encodes 159 amino acids. Lineage: Eukaryota; Fungi; Ascomycota; Eurotiomycetes; Eurotiales; Aspergillaceae.